AUGACAGGCGCGCUGUCGGUGAAUGCGGCACUCAGGUUGGAUUUGCACCCGGUAAGAAUAGGACUCCUGGUCAUGGGACGGCCGAUGACCUUGCCAGACCUCUGGAGGAGAUUAUGGCCACAGUGGAAGGAGAGGCUCUCAAAGCCCCACCACACGGCGAAAUUGAAUCCUGCCGUCCAAAGCCAGUAUAUUGACACAUUACUGGAGAUGGAGCAGACUCCCCUCGCCUAUAACCUGGCCGCAUCGAUCUGCACGUGGCUGGUCCUGGCGGGAUUCCUUGUUUUCCCCGGCACCUUUACCACACUGCGGGAGUCAUCGCUGCUUCAAAACGCAGCCGGGGGCGUGGUCUACCGCGCCGUGCAGCAUAUUCCGCUUCUGAGUGUUGCGAUCAUCUUCUGUGCUCUCGGGACGGCUGGAUGCGGUGCCCUGUGGUGGGGGCGGAGGGCCAACUAUAUUUGGCCGACGGAGAAGAUCUUUCUGCCUGUCCUAAUCCACUCGGUCACCGGGCUGCUAAACACGAUCUUAAAUGUGUACACGGCCCGCGGCGGGACCUGGUCGGUUAUAGCGAUCGUGACGGUGUCAGUGUCCGGGGCCUAUGCCACGGUGGCGGCUCUUCUCUUUGCGAUGUAUCACUUCCUGCUGCUUCAGGUGAAAGCCGACCAUCGGUCUAUGGAAGACCACGCCAAGCAAGCUAUGUGCAUGCACCCCACGAUCGGCGGGUCCAUCCUGUGCGGAACCGCCCAUGACAGCGGUAUUUGCGAAGCCUGUCAACGAUCGCCAAAUAUCACUGUGACCCGGCUCGAACAUCGCACGCCUUAG
This is a messenger RNA of Aspergillus terreus NIH2624, 819 nucleotides long. RefSeq lists its product as uncharacterized. The transcript is spliced from 2 exons. The record is from RefSeq and is a predicted model, not a curated record. NCBI's taxonomy places the organism in Eukaryota, Fungi, Ascomycota, Eurotiomycetes, Eurotiales, Aspergillaceae. Bases 1 to 819 code for a protein of 272 amino acids.